AUGUCUUCUUACUCGAUCGAGCGCAAUGAUCUAUACUUUCGUAAUGGGAAAGUACAAUCCAGAGUAAUUCAGAGCCCGUGGAUGAUUGGUGAGGAGCUCUACCCUGGUGUUGAGAAACACCCAAAGUCGAAAGAGAGGGGCGGUUUCUUAGCAGACUCGAUGGAUCCAACAGAAGAAAAAGUUCGACAAGCAGGUGGUUUUCGAACUCCAAGCUUGACUUCAGCGACUGAAAAGGCUGUGGAAAGUAACGGUGGUUUCAUGGGCAGCUCUAUUCCCUCACAUGACGCAAAUGACCUUGUGAAACUUGCACAAUCGAAACUGGUGUCAGCUUCGUCACCAAAGCGCUCGCGCAUGUUGCAUCUUUCCAAUGACCAUCCCAACAGCACUCAGCUUCAAGAUCGAUCAGGUAGCUUCGCGAGUGAACAAUGUCCAGCUUUGGAGGAUAAUGAAGAACGAUCGAAUGAAAUGAGCAGGGAUAUACUCUGGUACGAGGGCGAUUGGAUAACAGAGCUUUCAUUGACCGAGGAAGAGACGCUUCAAGCGGCGGAGUCAGAGCGACAGGCGAAUGAAGUUGCUCUGACUCAAAUGGCAGCACUUCGAACGUAUGAUUGGGUGGGUAAUACUUUCGAGCGCGGAUCUUCCAUCACUCCCCCCUUACAGAUUCAGUCGUCUAUUCAUGACGAUGACGAAUACAAAAGCGCGUUCAGGGUCUUCACUUCGUCUGAGAGUGCUUGGUCCGACGAGGGAAUGCAGAAUGAUGGAAGUCGAGAAGAUCCUUUCCAGACACCACCAAAUAAACGCUCUUCGCCUCGAACGACAUUCGAUCCACUACUCGAUCGUUCUUUUGCUACAGAAUCUUCCGUUGCGGAAAUAGCAACACCUCGAGACAGACAAUCAUCGCCAUGUGCGUACCGCGGCAGAAUUGAGGCAAACCUUCUAUUCAACUCGCUUCAACAUGAAGUCAGCACGAAUCAAGAACCUCUCAGGCGCAGUAAUGAGCCAGAGACAGAAUGCGAGUAUUUUAGUCGGCUCUAUGAAACUCCACAGGGCGAACAGGACGACGACACUCCAUGGGGAACGCCAAAGAUGCUGGGGUUUGAUGCGCUGAUGGCUUGUUUUGAUGCCACAACAGACGACAUCAUCCAGAAUGUCAAAAUUGCGGUCGGAUCGUUCAUCAACUAUACAGAAGUCAUGUUUGGAGGGAAGAGUAUCUGUCAGAUGUCGGAACAUCAAUGA
Endocarpon pusillum Z07020 is the source of this 1236-nucleotide messenger RNA. RefSeq lists its product as uncharacterized. The transcript has 2 exons. The record is from RefSeq and is a predicted model, not a curated record. The coding region runs from base 1 to 1236 and encodes 411 amino acids. NCBI's taxonomy places the organism in Eukaryota, Fungi, Ascomycota, Eurotiomycetes, Verrucariales, Verrucariaceae.